Molecule: messenger RNA, 777 nt
Organism: Camelina sativa (false flax)
Lineage: Eukaryota; Viridiplantae; Streptophyta; Magnoliopsida; Brassicales; Brassicaceae
Source: RefSeq, a predicted model, not a curated record
AUGGUAUCUUUGGUUUUGAUUUUUGGCCAACACUCUUUUAUUGGACAGGCGCGUGCAGUAUCUACUGAUGGAUUGAGGCCAAGCUUCUUCACAAUUAAUGCAGUUGUAUAUGUAGUUCAGAUUUGUCUUUGGUUGGUUUUGUGGUGGAAGCCUGUUCGAGUUAUGAUCAUCCUCUCUAAGAUGUUCUUUGCUGGUGUUUCAUUGUUCGCUGCCCUUGGAUUUUUACUUUAUGGUGGAAGGCUUUUCCUAAUGUUGCAAAGGUUUCCAGUAGAAUCUAAAGGGCGCAGCAAAAAGCUGCAAGAGGUUGGUUACGUGACAACCAUCUGUUUCACGUGUUUCCUCAUCAGAUGUAUCAUGAUGUGCUUUGCUGCUUUCGAUGAGGGGGCAAACCUUGAUGUGUUAGAACAUCCCAUCCUCAACUUCAUAUAUUACCUGUUGGUGGAGAUAUUACCGUCUUCUCUGGUCCUCUUCAUCUUGAGAAAGCUACCACCAAAACGAGGCAUUACACAAUACAGUCAGAUUCGCUGAAAAUGUAAAGACAGGACAACUAAAUGAUCAGAUGAAGAGAAGACCGUGUUUGUUUUAUGCUUUUCUGUAAUCAAUAGAGAGAAAAGCAUUAGAUACGGAAUGAAAUAGAUGUAAUGCUGAUUAAGUCGUUUGGUUGAUGAUGGGAAUGAAUUCGCUUAAAUUUUUGAAAACUGGGUUUUGUUCCCUUUAUAAGGUCAUGCUGUAAAAAAAUGUUACUGGAAAAAAAAAUACAUGGGAGGAUUGUGCAGA